AUGGCUCGCCGCGACAACCCUCCUGACCUCCAAAACACUCCCGCAAAGGGCAUCUCCUACUUCUCCCCCGAGCAAAGUCCCCCUGCAGGAACAGCUGCAAACCCUCAGACCGACGGCACUGUUCCUCCCAAGCUCUUCCAGCCUUUGACUAUUCGCGGUGUUACAUUCCACAAUCGCAUUGGCCUAUCCCCCCUCUGCCAAUACUCCGCCAAAGAUGGCCACAUGAAUGACUGGCACAUCGCGCACUUGGGCGGCAUCGCCCAGCGUGGUCCCGGAUUCAUCAUGGUCGAGGCAACCUCCGUCCUUCCCGAGGGUCGUAUCACACCCGAAGAUCUGGGUCUGUGGCAAGACUCCCAGAUCGAGCCUCUCCGCAGAACCGUUGAAUUCGUCCACAGCCAGAACCAAAUCAUUGGCGUCCAAAUAGCGCAUGCAGGCCGCAAGGCCAGCACCGUUGCUCCGUGGUUGUCAUUCGGCGAUGUCGCGCUUGAGAAGAACGGAGGAUGGCCCAAUAAUGUCAAGGGACCUAGUGAUAUCCCCUUUUCCGACAGCUUCCCUCUCCCCAAGGCUAUGACGAAGCAGGAUAUUGAAGACUUGAAAAAGGCCUGGGUUGACGCUGUCAAGCGCGCUGUCAAGGCCGGCGCCGACUUUGUCGAGAUUCACGGUGCGCACGGCUAUCUCCUAUGCUCUUUCAUGUCACCUCAAUCCAACAACCGAACCGAUGAAUACGGCGGCAGCUUCGAGAAUCGUAUUCGAUUAGUCCUCGAAAUCGCGCAGUUGACUCGUGAGACUGUCGGGCCGAAUUUCCCUGUCUUCCUCCGUAUUUCUGCCACGGAAUGGUUGGAAGAAAGCAAAGCCGGUGAACCUAGCUGGACGUUAGAAGACUCUGUAAAAUUGGCCAAGAUCCUUGCUGAUCAGGGUGCUAUUGACUUGCUCGACGUCAGUUCGGGAGGUAACAAUGCCGCGCAAAAGAUCAAGGGCGGUCCUGCUUUCCAGGCCCCAUUCGCCGUGGAAAUCAAGAAGGCUGUUGGUGAUAAACUACUCGUCUCCAGUGUCGGUAGCAUCACCUCCGGUAAACUGGCUAACAAGUUAUUGGAAGAAGAUGGUUUGGACUUCACGUUUGUCGGUCGUGGAUUCCAAAAGAACACCAGUCUUGCGUGGACAUGGGCUGAGGAGUUGGAUUUGGAGGUUAGCGCGGCAAACCAGAUUCGCUGGGCAUUUUCGCACCGUGGUGCUGGCUCGAAGUUCUUGCAGAAGCCCAGUACUAGGUCUCAUCAUUAGCGUUGGAUAGACGUGGAGUUGUGGUGCAUAUAGAUCGUUAUGUUUAGACAGUUAGUUAAUGACCAGCAUGAUUUUAGC
Messenger RNA from Talaromyces stipitatus ATCC 10500, 1356 nucleotides. Its product is annotated as NADH-dependent flavin oxidoreductase, putative. The coding region runs from base 1 to 1278 and encodes 425 amino acids. Gene Ontology annotation, molecular function: NADP binding; NADPH dehydrogenase activity; FMN binding. The transcript is spliced from 2 exons. Gene Ontology annotation, cellular component: intracellular anatomical structure. Lineage: Eukaryota; Fungi; Ascomycota; Eurotiomycetes; Eurotiales; Trichocomaceae. The record is from RefSeq and is a predicted model, not a curated record.